Messenger RNA from Capronia coronata CBS 617.96, 390 nucleotides. RefSeq lists its product as uncharacterized. The record is from RefSeq and is a predicted model, not a curated record. NCBI's taxonomy places the organism in Eukaryota, Fungi, Ascomycota, Eurotiomycetes, Chaetothyriales, Herpotrichiellaceae. The transcript is spliced from 4 exons. Bases 1 to 390 code for a protein of 129 amino acids. Gene Ontology annotation, cellular component: cytosol.
AUGUCUCUCAAGAACGACGCCUUCCCCUCCUCUCCAGCCUUCGACGCCAUCAACGACGCCCUCAACUCCAGCGACGCCGAGCGAAAAGCCGCGAUCAAACAAGGCGGCGCCGUCUUCGCGUUCAAACUCACAAACAACAAAGGCCAGGAAGAGUCAUGGCACAUCGACCUCAAAGAGACGGGGAAAGUCGGCAAAGGCGAGGCCCCAGAGGGCAAGAAAGCUGAUGUGACACUCGUGCUAUCCGACGAGAACUUUGGCAAAUUGGUCGCCGGCAGCACCAAGGCGCAGUCGCUGUUCAUGACGGGAAAGCUGAAGGUCAAGGGCAACGUGAUGAAAGCUACGAAGCUGGAACCUGUCCUGGCAAAAGCCAAGGCGCAAGCGAAGCUAUAA